Schistocerca gregaria is the source of this 965-nucleotide messenger RNA. RefSeq lists its product as uncharacterized. The record is from RefSeq and is a predicted model, not a curated record. The transcript has 2 exons. NCBI's taxonomy places the organism in Eukaryota, Metazoa, Arthropoda, Insecta, Orthoptera, Acrididae. The coding region runs from base 17 to 748 and encodes 243 amino acids.
GCUGUGCGCUCGCACCAUGUCCGUUCUGCAGAUCGCGGUCCUGGCGUGCGCCGUGGCGGUCGCCAGCGCCGGGUUCUACCCCAGCGCCGCCGUCGCACUCACGGCGGCCAGCCUGCAGCAACAGCAGCAGCAGUCUCAGCUGCAGCAGCAGCGCGCACUGGCCGCCGGGGGCGGCGGGGGUGCCUCGUCUGGCGGCGGUGGCGGCGGAGGCGGCGGAAGCGGCGCCGGCGGUGCCGACGGCUCCGGUGCUGCGGGAGGCGGCCAACAGCAGCAGCAGCAGCAAGGCGGGGGCGGCGGCAGCGGGGGCGGCGGCAGCGGGGGCGGCGGCGCGCCGGGGCAGACGCUGACGUACUACACGGCGGGCCCGGUGACGUACCAGCCCGCGGGCCCGCCGGCCGCCAUCGCGUACCACCCGGCGGCGCCGCUGGCGUACGCGGCGCCCGCGGCCGCGGUGGCCGUGCACCCUGCGGGCGGCGCCGUCGCCUACCCCGUGGCCGCCUACCACCCCGCCUACCCCGCGCUCACCAAGGAGGGCGUCGCCUUCCACCCGGGCGCGCCGCUCGCGCUGCACCCCGCGGCGCCAGUCGCCUUCCACGCGGCGACGCCGCUGCUGUACCACGUGCCCGCCUCGGCGCACGCGCAGAACGCCGGCUCUUCCCCCGGCAAGGCCGACGGCGGUGGCGGCGACGGUGGCUCCUCCUCCUCGCACUUCACCUUCGACGGCCUCGGGUACAACUACUCCUACUAGGCGCCGCCGGUCGACGCCACAGCUGCCUCCUCUCAACUUCGCUCCCUAUUUAUUUGUCCCUCUAUGCCUUCCGCACUCUGCACGUCACCGACGAGUAUUUACAUCGCUCACUACCAUUCUGAACAAACUACCCCCUAUGUCCUGCUUCAGCGUCACUCAUUUAUUAGCUGCCUCUGUACUGUUCUCUCCCGCUAAUAAAAUGCUUUAUACACAGAAA